Molecule: messenger RNA, 6297 nt
Organism: Phlebotomus argentipes
Lineage: Eukaryota; Metazoa; Arthropoda; Insecta; Diptera; Psychodidae
Gene: ldd
Product: glucosylceramide transporter ABCA12
Exons: 11
Coding region: 1-5844 (1947 amino acids)
Biological process (GO): lipid transport; transmembrane transport
Cellular component (GO): membrane; intracellular membrane-bounded organelle
Molecular function (GO): ATP hydrolysis activity; ABC-type transporter activity; ATP binding
Source: RefSeq, a predicted model, not a curated record
AUGACUUGUGACUUAAGAAGAAUGCUCAAUGUUGCGCAAAUCAAGGCCCUCCUGUGGAAAAAUGUUCUCGUCCGAAUACGACAACCCUUGAUGACCAUUGUGCAGUAUAUGUGGCCAUGUCUUGUGUUCCUGUCCCUAUAUACUGCUCGGACGCGCUUCGAGCCCGAACUGAUGGAUCCAUGUCAAUUCCCAACGAGACAACUCCCAUCCGACAAUCAGCUUCUGCAUUCCAUACAUUCCUACAUCUGCACAUUCGAGAACCAAUGCCUUCCGGUGGGGGAGUACCAAGAAGUAUCAGCUUUUCCGGAUGCUCCACUCACACCAGCGCUGAACAUUAUUCAGACGUUUCUCAAUGAACCAUCGCUUUUCGACGCCGUCACGGGUCUGGCUGAGAGGCUGGAAUUCAUCCCAGCCAUUAUAGCGAUUGCAGCCAAUAAAAAGUUCUCCAUUUUGGAAGGAAAUAUAAAAGUGAUCAUGCAGAGACUUCCUGAAUAUGAGAAUUUACUGGGAGCAUCAUUCGAUGUUAAACAGCUGUUCUCAGACGACAGAAUGCUAUCCGAAUCCGGCAAAAUCAUGUGUGGGAAACCAUUUCCGCGAGCUGACAAUAUACAACUUGUUGAUCAAGUGCUGGCAUCGGAAGAUUUCAGUGAUGAAGAUCGUGAUGAAAUCGACGCUAUGCCAACUCCUUUCUGCAAGCAACUGUACAAAGACGUCACUAAAACUAAUUACGGAAAAAUCACUUGGUCAUUCCUCAAGCCAAUCAUCCAGGGAAAAAUCCUCUAUGGGCCCAUUAGUGAGAAAAAUGACAAAAUUAUCGAAAAUGCAAACACAACUUUCCACGAUUUUGGUCGGUUGAGAUUGUUCGCCAAAUCAAUUGAACAUGUCCUGAUACAAGUGAAGACCAACGAUGAGGUGCGGGAUAAGUUUCUAAAGCUCCUCCAAUUGACUCAAUCACCCUUUGUUCAGUCAAUCAUAAGCAGUGCAAAUUUGGAUCCGGCGGCAAUUGAGGGAAUGUUCAAUGGGAUUCUCUACGAUAACCGAAUCUUGGACACUGUAACACUGAUUUCAAGUGUUUUGGACUGCUUCUCCGCAGACAGAUUCGUUGGUGUGACAUCUGAGGAGGAGCUCGAAAAGAUGGCAGUGAAGUUGCAUGAGAAGAAGCUCUUCUGGGCUGGAGUGUAUUUCCAGCACAAGAGCGAAAAGGACUUUGGAUACAAGCUCAGAAUGACGGUCGAUGACACACCGAAGACUAGCGAGAAGAAGAGCGCAUUUUGGUUCCCAGGACCCGAAGGGAGCUUUGAGUUGGAUCUCAAGUAUCACAGAGGAUUUGUCCAUAUUCAGCAAAGCAUUGAUUUGGGCAUAAUUAAGUCACAGAAGGUUCUAACACCACCGCCGGUUGUGGAGGAGAGUGACGACGAUGAAGAUGAUGAUUUCGAUUCGGGAUUAUCCUUGGACGCUGAUGACGAUCUCGUGGAUGAUUUCGAGUCGAAAAAUAUUACAACUUCUAAGACAACAACAGAAUCUGCAAAGACUUCAACAAAUGGUCAGGAGAAUGUAUCAGAAAGUGAGAGUGUUACUGAAGAAGGAACCACACCGUUAACAACAGAGACACCACAAGACACUACAAAUGCUCCGCUAAGUCGACAGAAGAGAGCUGGAAUUGGCGAUAUUAUGGGGAUGAUGUUUGGUGAUAGCGAGAAAGAGGUUUACUACGGAUACCAAAUAAAUACAGCACAGUAUUACACAAAACAGUUCCCGUAUCCAAAGUACACGAAAGACACCUUCAAGCGAGGCCUCUAUAUGGCUCAUGCUGUGCAAAUGACAUUCUUCUUUGCACUCAUCGUCAAUAUCGCCUUUAUACUGCGCGAUCGAGUGUGGAUGAAGGAGAGCGGAAACAGUUCCUUGAUGCGUGCCAUGGGAUUGCUGAGGACAUCAGAAGACUUGACAUGGUUCAUGGUGUCAAUCGCCGAAUUAGGAUUUGUCUUCUUCGCCUCAAUAUUCAUCCUCUACAGCGGUGGCAUUUUGAGCUCCACCAAUAAAAUCUUCCUCUUCUUCUACCUUAUGACCUACGGUGCCUGUAUCCUCGCUUUCUGCUACAUGUGCUCCUCCUUCUUCGCAUCCGCCAGUAUCGCCUGUGUCUCGUCCGUAAUACUCUUCCUCUCCACAUUCCUUCCCUACAUUCUCGUCAUAUUCUUCGAUGCAAAAUUAACCGCAGCAUCGCGAUUUAUCACGAAUCUCUCCUUCUCCACGGCAUUCUGUAACGCCUGGCACUACAUCUUGCGACAGGAGAUCCAAUUCAAGGACCUGUCCUUCCACAAUGCAUUCACAGGAAGUACAAAUGACAAUGAAUUUAAAUACGGAUAUCUUAUGCUUCUCCUGGACAUGCUAGUUUAUCUAGUCAUUGGAUUCAUCUCUGAGCGCUUCAGAAACAACGAGAGCAACUUCUACGAUGUGCCUACGAAGAAUCUCGACUCCCAAACAGGAGCAGUGAUGACGAAAGUCUCCAAGUACUAUGACACCUCCAAAUUGGCGGUGUCCAGUGUGUCCAUCGCUUUCAAGAGAGACCAAAUAACAUGUCUACUGGGUAGAAAUGGUGCUGGAAAGAGCACGAUUAUUAAAAUGUUGACCGGACAAAUUUUGCCAUCCUCGGGAGAACUCUACAUUCAAACCAGCAGAAAGCUGAAGGGAAAGCAUGUCGGUCUCUGCUCCCAAAACAACAUUCUGAUACCUCAACUCACGGCUAAGGAGCAUCUAAGUCUCUAUGCUGCAAUCAAGAUAGGCAAUGACUACCAUGAGGAGGUUCGAAGAGUGCUUGAUGUGCUUUCUCUUGGGAAAUAUGAGCGAUACAUGAGCAGUGAGCUUUCAGGAGGAUACAAAAGACGUCUGUCCAUUGGCAUUGCCUUCCUCGGAUCACCAAGUCUGGUGAUUCUCGAUGAACCUUGCUCAGCCAUCGACUCGAAAGCUCGCAAGAACAUCUGGGAGUUGGUUGAGAAACUCAAAAAGGGACGUGCAAUCGUCCUGGCGACACACUAUUUAGACGAAGCUGAGCAUCUCGGAGACAACAUUGUCCUGAUGAACAACGGCAAGAUCAUGACCGAAACAUCUCCCAGUGCUGUGAAGAAUGAACUCACGCAAUCUUUCGUCAUGAAGGUCACAUUGCCGCAAAUGGAGGAAGUGAUACGCUAUCAGAACAUCGAGGAUCUGAAGACUGUGAUUGAAAAUCAAAUUCCUAAUGCUUCAUAUGAUAUUCAGGGUCACGAGAUCAGCAUUACAUUGCCCUACUACACCAACUCAGUUCUCAAUGACUAUGAGCCACUUCUGAAAGUAAUGGAAAAAAUGGAAGACGAGGGAAAAAUUGUUCAAUUGAAUAUUGUUAGUAAGAACCUUGAAGAUAUUUUCAAUCAAUACAAUGCAUCUCCAAAUGGGAAUUAUCAUAACGGAGCGCCGCCGUUGGUCUUGGAUAAGAAAUUAACACUGACGAAGGACAGUAAACCCAAAUUCCAAGAGAAUCAGCAAAUGGGCCUCGUUGAUCUUGUGAAAAUUCUAUUUUGGAAGAGAAUCACGCACUUCAGGAGAAACUAUCGUGCCUUGAUAUCAAUUCUGCUGCUGCCAGCGAUAUUUGAACUCAUUGCAAUGGGCUUUAUGAAGCUGAGACCUCCAGAUGAUUACGACGUCGCUCUCAAGUUCACCCCGGAAAAUUACCCAGGCAGCAAAGAAUUCUACUCUCUCAGCAAUGGAAAUAAUUUCACGUCGGGCGUAUAUAAUCGGAUCACUGAACACUGCACAGGAAACGACAGUUGCGAAAUAUUUGAUAACUCCAAAGAGGCUUUCAAGUGGAUUCUGAAGACCAACGAUGAGUACGAAGGACGUAGAUAUGGCGGAAGUACCUUCAAUGACUCCAGAGCCAUUGUUUGGUACAACAACAAAGGAUAUCACUCCAUGCCAUCGUAUCUUAAUCAACUGAACAACGCCCUGUUCAAGGAAGAACUCAACGACACAGGCUAUUCUAUAGAAGCAACCAAUCAUCCGUUCAAGCUGGGACAAGCGCUAAGCACAACUUCUGUGCUGCAACAAGUUGCCGAUGCUGCAAUCGCCCUAAUCCUCUUGGUGGCUAUGAGCUUGGUCUUGGCCGGCGGAUCUGUGUUCAUUGUGAGUGAGCGCGUGAGUGGCGAAAAGCUCCAGCAGAAGCUCUGCGGAGUGUCUAGGAAGAUUUAUUGGGCAGUGGCAUUCUCCUGGGACUUUCUUAUCUACAUAGGAGCGAUAAUUUUGGCUGUGAUAAUAUUUAAAAUAUUUGCCUUGCCCAUUUUCGUAGCGCGUUCUCAACUUUAUGGCUUUAUUAUGCUAUUAUUCUUCUUCGGCUUCGCAUUGAUACCAUCCAUUCACGUGGCCGAGAAAUUCUUCAGUGACGCAAGUUACGCGAAUAUGACAAUCUUCUGUCUCAACAUUAUAAUUGCACUCUCCACGCUAGCAAUUAUACUCAUGUUUGACAUCAUUGGAGAGUCUGAGGAGAGUGUAAAGGUGCGUAACUUCCUCAACAGGGCCUUCCUAAUCUUUCCUCAGCACGCCCUCAGCGAUGGCUUGCUGGAGCUCUGCAAGAACUACAUUACAGCUGUGUUCUUCACUAAAUUCGGCAUUGACUCCUACAAAAGUCCAAUUGCAUCGGAUCUUCUGGCUCCACACAUAUCACUGCUCAUUGUGGUGGGAGUGGCGGCGAUGAUAACAAACUAUGUCAUCGAAAGUGGCUUGUGGAGAGUCAUCCUGGCUAAAGUGUAUCACGAGAAAAACUUCACUGGAGAACUUCAGAUUGUAUCUAUUCAGAACACCCUGCAGAAGGACACGAAAUUCAACUUAAAGGACAAGAGCAACUGCUUGGUUGCAGAGAAUUUAUCCAAGACAUAUGGAAAGGGAGUUUUAGCGCUAAAUAAUGUGAGUUUUGCCGUGAAGAGUGGAGAAUGCUUUGGCCUUUUGGGUGCCAAUGGAGCAGGAAAGUCCACAAUAUUUGGUAUCCUCUCGGGACAAUUCAAGCAGACAUCGGGAACUGUUGAGUUUAUGGACUGCAAGGGAAUCUCUUACUGUCCUCAAACCAAUGCCGUUGACAAUCUCUUAACAGUAAGAGAAGUAAUAACGUUCUACGGGAAAUUGCGCAUGAUUGACAACUUGCACAGCCUGGUCGCAAACACUCUGGCCACUUAUCAUUUGGAGCCUUAUGAGAAUGUCCUGGUGAAGAAUCUCAGCGGAGGAAAUCGCCGCAAACUGAGCGUAGCUGUGACUUGUAUGGGAAAUACGAGCCUAGUUUUGAUGGAUGAGCCAACAAGUGACAUGGAUCCCGUGACACGGUCCUUGGUCUAUAAAUCCAUCGAGAAUCUAAUCAAGCAGAAUCGGUCUGUGCUUCUCACAUCGCACACAAUAUCAGAAAUCGACAAUGUGUGCCAUCGUAUUGCGAUAUUGAAAAAUGGACAGAUUAUUUCCACGGGAACUCCCAGUGAGCUCAAGACGACAUGUGGCAACAGCUACGCCGUCACGAUCUUUUUCGACAAAGUCGAAAGCCUCACUAUUGAGAGGGACCUCAAGCGUGAAUUUCCUAACGUAGAAAGUCUCAUGAUUCACAGCCAUACACUUCAAUUUAUUGUCCAAGUUAAAUCAACAAACUGCACGACGACAGCUGAGGAAUCGCCAUGGCUCUUGAGUGAAUUAUUCUCUAAGCUCCAUCGGUUUUGCGCCGAUCGAAAUAUCUCAUUCACAGUAUCUCAAUGUCUAUUAGAUAGGGUUUUCGAGAGAAUCUUGGACAGCGAGCCUUCGUCCUACGUCAAUCAGGCCUUCGUGCAGAACGAGACGGCAACGUAAUGCUUCCGGAGUUCUGGCAAAAUGCUGUUACCCCGAUUUAAAUACUAUAGUAUUCGUAGAAAUAAGUCAAGGAAUGGUGAUGUGUUUGGUGUGUUGACUAGUGUGUAACUUUACAAAAUGUUUUACAGUCAAACCAAUACUUUUGGAAGUCAGUCAGAAUAUCAGAAAACAUAUGCAUUAAUUAAAAGACAAUAAAAAAAUUGAUUUCUUCACCUUAUCGAAUCAGAGACUCGAUAAGCAAUUUGCUGUAUUUUACAAUUAGAGACCAACGACAUAACAAAGACAGUAAAGUAGUAAUUAGAGGUGUUACUUAAUGUGGCAAAAUUUUUAGUUUUAGUUUUAAGUGUGAUAUGCAGAAGAAAAAAAACACAUUUAAUCUACUUAAAUUGUUAUUUUUGUGGAACAAGCAAAAAUAAAGUCCAUGGGUGCCAAAAACUAUACAACACUCACACU